Messenger RNA from Calypte anna (Anna's hummingbird), 2424 nucleotides. It is a transcript of the gene PLAU, whose product is annotated as plasminogen activator, urokinase. Bases 103 to 1401 code for a protein of 432 amino acids. Gene Ontology annotation, molecular function: serine-type endopeptidase activity. The transcript has 11 exons. The record is from RefSeq and is a predicted model, not a curated record. Gene Ontology annotation, biological process: plasminogen activation; regulation of cell adhesion mediated by integrin. NCBI's taxonomy places the organism in Eukaryota, Metazoa, Chordata, Aves, Apodiformes, Trochilidae.
GGCCCGGUCCGACCCGCAUCGUCGCCCUCCAACCGCGGCUGCCGCACUGGUAACACAGUAAUACAGAUAGAAGAGGAACUAAGUGAGGAGUUAACUAUCAACAUGAAGUUACUCAUCUUCCUCACAGUAACCCUGGGCACACUUGUCACGGGACUCAAUUCUUUUUAUUCCAAGAAGCACUACAAGCUGACAUAUAAACACAUACCAGAUCACAAGGAAUGCCACUGUUUGAAUGGAGGAACCUGCAUUACUUAUUACCUCUUCAGUGGAAUCACUCGCUGUGUGUGCCCAGAAGGAUACACUGGGAUUUACUGUGAAUUAGACACUAAAAACAUGUGCUAUACUGAGAAUGGGGAGGACUACAGAGGAAUGGCAACAGAGGAUGAAUGCCUACCCUGGGACCUUCCCUCAGUAAUCAGGAGGGGUCAUUACCAUGUCUACUCAAAGAAUGCAUUGCAGCUGGGACUGGGCAAACACAGCUACUGCAGGAACCCAAAUGGAAGGAGCAGGCCUUGGUGUUACACCAAAAAGGGAUUCAUCCUUCAAGAAAAACCCUGCAACAUGGAGAAGUGUGGGGGUGCCUGUGGUCAGAGGAGCAUCAGCAAGUACUUCAAGAUUGUUGGUGGAAGCCAGGCAGAGGUUGAGUCUCAGCCUUGGAUUGCUGGCAUCUUCCAAAAUAUCAGGGGCAUUGACCAUUUCCUGUGUGGUGGGAGCCUGAUUGACCCUUGCUGGGUGCUUACAGCAGCACACUGCUUUCACAACCCGUCAAAAAAGCCACAAAAAUCUGCCUACAAAGUCUUUCUUGGAAAGUCCAUUCUGAAUGUCACUGAUGACAAGGAGCAAGUGUUCAUGGUUGAUGAGAUCAUCUCUCACCCUGGCUUUACAGAUGACACAGGUGGCAAUGAGAAUGACAUUGCUUUGAUAAGGAUCAGAACAACUUCUGGACAGUGUGCAGUAGAAUCCAAAUAUGUCAGAACAGUCUGCUUGCCAGAGAGGAACCUUCACUUACAAGACAAUACCCGGUGUGAAAUAGCUGGCUAUGGAAAACAAGAUUAUUAUGACAUUUACUAUGCUCAAAGACUGAUGUCAGCCACUGUAAAUUUAAUAUCACAGAGAAAAUGCAAAUAUGAAUACUAUGACAGUAUCAGGGUGACUGACAACAUGGUCUGUGCUGGAGAUCCCACAUGGAUGACUGAUGCAUGCAAGGGAGAUUCCGGUGGCCCCAUGGUGUGUGAGCACAAUGGCAGGAUGAUGCUCUAUGGGAUUGUCAGCUGGGGAGAUGGCUGUGCAAAACAAUACAAGCCUGGUGUUUACACCAGGGUGACUCAGUACCUCCACUGGAUUGACUCCAACAUGAACGCUGUCAUCGCCAAGAGUCACUUUCUGCCUGAACCAAAGUGACCUUUUUUUCUUUUUUUUUUUUUUUAACUACAUCUGGACAAGCUGAAGCCCAUGCUGAUGCCAGGAGACUGCAAUCCUGGAUGUCUUGAGAGGCUUUCCUUUGAAAUGCUCAUGUGGCCUGUCCCUCACAUCAGAGGGCCUGAGGCAGGGAGAUGGUCGAUAUAUUAUCUUACUACUCUGAUUUACCUGAAAACCACUCCAUGGGAAGCUAAAAUAUUUAACAUUUAAAUGAAAAUUCCCAUGCAUGAAACUUUGCAUAUCAAGUUAUCUGUCCUCUUCAUUUAGGAGCCAGCAUUUCAUCUGGAAGUACUGGCUAAGUGUCAAUGUAUUUAAACUCAAAUAUCCAUUUUACACAUGGCCUGAGUCUAAAAUAUUUCCUUGUGACACUGAGCAACACUAAGACUCAAGUGCCAGCAACCCAACCUCUUCAGCCCCGUGCUGAGAGGGUGAUCAGACUUUGAAUUAGUGAUAGAAACUGUAUCAGCAUGAAUUGUCACUACAGGUGUGAAGGACCUCAGUCUGCUUAGACUGAGGAGGUGCUUGCUGUAGAGGGUUCCUUGCUGCAGCCCCAAGGUGUAACUAAAGCUUUAGGAUGGUGCCUGUGGCUGUCACAGACUCCCUGUAUUCCACUCACAGUAACAACUGAACUGCAGGAAGGCAAAUUGGAAAACUGACUGGACUUCCAGGUCACAUCUGAAGAUGUGUGGGUCCUCCCUUCAAAGUCUGAUUGUGCAACCUCUCUACAUCCACCUGUGCAACCAGGAGAGGGUUUAAGGAGUCAGCACCCACUGAAUGCUGCAUAUGACAAAUCAGAACUUCAUUUCCAUACAUUUAAUUGAUAUUACAUGGAGAUGACUUUUUUUUUCCCUCAAAACUUAUGCUGGUUUUAUUUCUAAACUUUAUUUUGUAGAUAUAUUUGUAUGAGGGCUGGAACCUCAAGCCUUAUUUAAUUAUUUUUACUGCAUUUAACUUAUUGUUUGUAUGAUGGAUGUAAAAUAUCAUUAAAAACACUUGUUCUUCUUA